Molecule: messenger RNA, 981 nt
Organism: Thyridium curvatum
Lineage: Eukaryota; Fungi; Ascomycota; Sordariomycetes; Thyridiales; Thyridiaceae
Exons: 1
Coding region: 1-981 (326 amino acids)
Source: RefSeq, a predicted model, not a curated record
AUGGCAGCAUUCGGUCGUACAGACUCGCCCGUCGUCACCAUCCCACCCCAUUCUGCUCAUCAAGCCCACCUGAGCGGACCAUACUUCCCCCAGCCGGCGUUCCACAAUCACGCCUCGUGGACCCAGAACUUGGCACAGAACCCUCCAGAGAUUCGAAGGGGCCGCAAGCGAUCCAGAGAUGAGGCCGCCGUGAACUUGGACUCGCCGGAAAAAGCACCUCCACCAGUCGAGCCCGUCAAAGAAGACGAAGACGAAUGGGAGUACGGCCCGGGCAUGAUUCUCAUCAAGAAGAAAACCGGAUACGUGCCCGACGCGAGCAGUCAAUCUGGCACCUGGGUCGAGGAAAAAGCAGCCGAAGACGCAGUUCGGAAGACCGAGGAGGCUCUUCUCGACCAACAGCGCCAGGCGCAGGAUAGACCGUCGCUACGCAGCCACAAGUCCUCAAGGCUCGACGUCACUGCAAGCCUGCCUGCUACCGAGCUUCCUGUCAACCGAUCCAGCCCUGGACGCGACAUGGCCGACCCCUCAGCCCAUACGACCUCGGACACGGCGGCUCAGCCCGUUGUCGAUGAUUUCACUCUUCAUCUCGGUAUCGGAUGGAGCCGGAUUAGCGACAGCGAGCAUAUUCAGGCUGCCGCUCGUGGAUGGGCUCGAUACAUUGAGAAUCACUUCCCCGUCAACGAUGUCAAGAUACUGUUGGAGAGCAAAGGUCUCGAGUCGUAUCUCGUCGAGGCCGCGGAGGGCUAUUUCCUCUUUGCUGAGAACCUACGCCAAGGUCGCCUCGUCAGCAAGGAUGCACAACACGCUCUCCAAAACCUUCGCUGCUCGCCACCCGUCUUUGAGGGCGCCCACACGAUGGAGGCUGCCGAAUCGCCAAAACCCGUGACUGACGCCGAUGUUGGCACGGCACCCAUCUCGGUUGUGUCGGCGGGCGUGGCAACCACCACUCCUCAUCAUGAGGUGGAAAUGGAGAUGAGCUAA